AUGGCCGUUCCAACCUUCCUGCGCUGGGCAUCGCUACAGCACGACGGCAAGGCUCUGCAAGCGCUGCUAAGACCUCUCGGCCUGUCAACCGGAGAUGCGGUGUCCAGCAGCGCCGUCCUUUCAGGGCAGAAGCGAAAGCGAGCAAACGACGCAGAUGAAGAAGCAGAGCCGGCCAAGCGGACAGGCAUGCGUUUCAGAUGCGGACGCUCCGAUGCGGUCGACCUGAGCGAGGAAGCUGUCAACGACAUCUACGAAACUGUUCAAAGAUGGCAUAGCAAAGAGCACCGGGAGAUGAUGCGAGCGCACUUUCAGGGCACAGAUACUUCCAAGAAGGGCAAGACUCAGCUGCCGCGGGCCAACAGCGGGGUUUUCAGCGUGACUCCCACUCUUGAUGCCCACGAGGCAACAGUCUUCGCCUUAAAUGAAAGUCAGCCGGAGCCGGACACAACAAAGAAGCCUCAAGCAGAAGGACGUGGCGCCGCAUCAAUUAACAUCGAAGAGGCGCAGCUCAGGCUAGCUGUCGAGCUGUCGAAGAGGGAAGCAGAGCAGCCAGAGAAGGAGAAGGCCCAGGAGACGGAGAAGGAUCCCCAAUCGAAACAGGCCCAGGCCACACCUGAGGAGAUUCAAACGGAAGCCGUGCCAGCAAAGACUCAGGAUGUCGCAGAUGUCCGUGCGCCAGAGUUCGAAGGGCUUCCGCUCCGUGGAGAAGGGGGAGUUCCAGCUGCCCAAGUCUUCGUGAAGCCGCACUGCCUGGCGGCCCGAGUCGAGGCUUUGCCAGAUGCGCUGGAAAGAUCCAUUGAAAGCAUUGUCCACAAGCUGGUCACGCCAGAUUCCUGGGCGCUGCUCUAUGAGUCCAUCACGGAGGAGCUUUGCCUAAGGGCUCGAUGUGCUGCACAUGCCCUUUGCGCGUCGCACACCGGGGCGAUGGAUCAGUUAGAAGAUGUGGCGACCGACACAGCCAAGCUCCAGGGCUCUUCCGGCAUCUCGCUGGACCAGGAACGCCUCUGUUUGCCCAUCUGGCGGCGAAGUUCCGUCAUGUCUGGGCUCUCGUGCCUCACGGACGGACCGGACGGAACCGGCGCCGCAGAGAAGCUGCGCCUGAACCGGGCACGGCACGACUUCCUGAAGCACGCCAUGCUCGAGUGGUGUGAGCUGGAGGAUCUCACGGAGUUCCUCGAUGCGCAGCUGGGCCCCCUGGAGAUGGCUAUCGACAACUUCCGAGGAAGCCAGGAGGUGAACACGGCGCACACGCCCCACGUCCGGGACAUCGGGCGCCUGAUGUUUCGGAACCACUGCCUUCUGGACUCGCGGGUCUUCAGGCCCUUGUGCUUGGCAGCCUAUGCACUGGUCCAUGAGAUCCAUGGUGCCGCCGGGAAGCCGAAUGCUUCCGCAGAGAAGAGAGAUCCCGACAGUGUGGAUGCCCUUGUCGACCUUCUGGAGCACUUUCACGGCAUGCUGGUGGGUUGCGACGUUGCCGACGACCACUUCUCCUCAUCCAAGAACACCAAGGAGUCCUACGAGCAGAACUUGGUGUCACCAAUUUCUGCUGCCAUGGAUCGCUUCGGUGACAAGGACAUCCGGGGCCAUCCAUCCAGAGACUCAAGCAGAGGCCAGCGCCGCAGCUUGUUGAAGUGCAUGUAA
Molecule: messenger RNA, 1641 nt
Organism: Symbiodinium necroappetens
Lineage: Eukaryota; Dinophyceae; Suessiales; Symbiodiniaceae
Source: the annotation of a GenBank genome assembly